Messenger RNA from Anopheles nili, 5386 nucleotides. RefSeq names its product flotillin-2 (gene Flo2). Gene Ontology annotation, biological process: protein localization to plasma membrane; regulation of myoblast differentiation. The coding region runs from base 21 to 1298 and encodes 425 amino acids. The record is from RefSeq and is a predicted model, not a curated record. Lineage: Eukaryota; Metazoa; Arthropoda; Insecta; Diptera; Culicidae. The transcript has 6 exons. Gene Ontology annotation, cellular component: plasma membrane.
CUCCAUCGGACGCCGCAGUCAUGGGAAACAUACACACCGUUGGACCGAACGAGGCCCUCAUCGUAUCAGGUGGCUGCUGUGGCUCCACGAAGAAGCGAACUAUUGUCGGUGGUUGGGCUUGGGCCUGGUGGCUAGUGACCGACGUUCAGCGUCUGUCACUGGAGGUGAUGACGCUGAAUCCCAUGUGCGAAAUGGUCGAAACGGCUCAGGGUGUACCUUUGACCGUGACUGGAGUGGCACAGUGCAAAAUUAUGAAGGCCGACGAACUGCUCGGUACCGCCAGCGAACAAUUUCUGGGCAAAUCGGUGAAGGAGAUUAAGAUGACAAUCCUGCAAACGCUCGAGGGUCACCUGCGAGCAAUCCUCGGAACACUUACAGUCGAAGAGGUAUACAAAGACCGCGACCAGUUCGCGGCUCUGGUACGCGAAGUUGCGGCCCCUGACGUCGGCAGGAUGGGCAUCGAGAUAUUGUCCUUCACGAUCAAGGACGUUUACGACGAUGUCCAGUACCUGCAGUCGCUCGGCAAGGCACAGACAGCGAGCGUUAAGCGCGACGCCGAUGCAGGCGUUGCUGAGGCCAACCGAGACGCCGGCAUACGUGAGGCCGAGUGCGAGAAGAGCGCGAUGGACGUGAAGUACUCCACCGAUACCAAGAUCGAGGACAACGCGCGUAUGUACAAGCUGCAGAAAGCCAACUUCGAUCAGGAAAUCAACACGGCGAAAGCCGAAUCGCAGCUAGCGUACGAACUGCAGGCCGCCAAGAUCCGCCAGCGUAUCCGUAAUGAGGAAAUCCAGAUUGAUAUCGUCGAGCGCCGCAAGCAGAUCGAGAUCGAAACACAAGAAAUCAACCGGAAGGAUUGCGAGUUGUCCGCCACGGUCAAGCUGCCGGCCGAGGCAGAAAGCUACCGUGUGCAGACUAUCGCCGAAGGAAAGCGCACACAAACGGUGGAAAAUGCCCGUGCCGAAGCGGAGCGCAUCAAGAAGAUCGGUUCAGCGGAAGCCCACGCUAUCGAGCAGGUCGGCAAAGCGGAAGCAGAACGGAUGCGCAUGAAGGCGAACGUCUAUAAGAUGUACGGUGAUGCGGCAAUCAUGAACAUCGUGCUAGAAUCACUGCCGAAGAUCGCCGCGGAAAUCGCUGCUCCGCUGGCAAAGACCGAGGAGAUCGUCCUGAUCGGCGGAAACGAUCAAACGACGGGUGACGUGACGCGUCUCGUCGGGCAACUGCCUCCAGCCAUCAAUGCCCUUACCGGAGUCGACCUAUCGAAGGUGCUGGGAAAGAUUCCCGGUGCGAAAGCAUAAUUGGCCGAUGGCCGCAUCUCUCGAUGAGAGAACACGCCCAUGCUAGGCCAAUAGCGUUGGGCAAACAAAACGAACAACACAAACAUCUGACGACAUGCAAAAUCGAAACUUUCAGCUUACCGGUGCAGUAACUGCAGCAUGCACUCCAUUUCCGGUGAAGCAAGAUAAUAUGUAAGAGUGUGGCCCUUUCACAAGUUUAAUUCCGAUACCGUUCCAAAUCGACCAGAAGAUGGUGCAAAACAAAAUCGAUCGAUAUUCUAACGAUAUUUACCGUUCUAUAAUUUGAAAUUUUAGAUUUCAAUUUUUUUUCAUUUAUAUUACUUAUUUUAUGGUAAUGGGUACUAACAUAUAUUGACAGUUAUCUAGCUUGUAUUGUAUAAUGUUCAGCCGCUUGCGGUUGUUCACUCUAAAAUUCUUUAUUUUUGUUGAUUGUUUUUUUCACAUGCUUAUAUCUCUUUACACACAUUUAUAUCUAUCUAUAAUCGAUAGAAAUAAGUUUUGAUUUCCUUUAUUGGGAUUUGGUUAUAAUACGAUUACCUCAAGUGUGUGUGUGUAUAGAUCAUAUACACUCAAUUUGUUGAUUUCAUUUAAUUUUCACUAAUGCUUAAACAAGCAUUUCGUGUAUUCUAGCACACGACCUCCCGUCGGUUAAACAUAGCGAAUGAAUCAAAGCAUACUUCUUCUUACCUUAAUCAUGAUCCCAUUUUGAAACGAUGAUUUUACUUUGUAAAUGUUUGUCGAAACAUAAAGAAACACCAAAGCUGACUCCAUAACACAUCAGCUCAGCAUGCACGAAUCUUUCAAGUAAAGCACUCUUGGUCGCGUAACCUGCGAAUGCGCGAACAUGCCACUCGCGAAAUCUAAACAUGGUAAAGAGCCAUUAGGUGCUACGACAGGCUACGAUCGGAAACGUAGAUAAAAUCGAAAUUCAAUAACGAUACAUUUGUCUAGGAUGUAGAACGAAAUUUUAUUCCGAACCAAUAGUGAAACCAGUGAGCUGACUAGAUGACCAGUGAGAUAAUUAGAUAAAUUUGGCUUUAUAGCAAUCGGUCUUAGGUGCAAUUACGUUCACGUUGUAGUCAUAAAUUUGUAUUGCUUGCAUUUUACCAUACCUUUUAGACAAAAGAAUGAAGACAAAUUAACCACGAUUUGUUUGCAAAUGGGUUACAAAGCCAAUACAGGCUUACAUGCAGUAGCAUUAUUCUGUGUCGCAAAAAAAAUUGCUGGUGCUCUUUUUGUUACAUUAUUCAAUGUAAAAUUUGCAUAAUCGUUUCUGCCACAGUAACCACCAGUGGGCCAGUGGUUCGUUGUAGUUAGUUUGAUGGCGUAAAUUUUGAGAAUGGAACCAAAACAACCACGGUAGUAUUUGCACAUAACACAUGCGUCCUACUGUAAAGCGUCCUGUCUCAUCUCCUACAGAUCGUAGUUGCUUUAUAGGAUACCAGCGAGGAAAGAAGUGUAGCGUACUGGUACUAGUUGCACUGCAAGAAAACCCCCUAAAACACAGCCACUUACUUUUGUCCUGCAGGGAACCUCUUACAUCUGUACAAAACCAUCCAACCAAACCAGCAUGUAGCGAACGAAGAACAAAACAAUGAGAAACAACCUCGAUCUUGACAAUGUAACAUAUAUAUUUACAAACACGUUUUUUCCUUCUUCCAUCGCUUUCGCAGAAGAAAUAAGAAACUCUCUUUCGCACUUCGUAGAACAUCUAGCCCUUCAGACACGUAGCGUAACAUUGACAAUGUCCUUCGAGCAGGCCAAGCAUAUUAGAAAUCUCGUCAAUACUUGCGUCCUCCUUCCGUCGAUCCCUUCCACCCUUCGGUCGGUUGUUUCCUGUAUCCCACAAAACGAAUCACAAUGGCAGUACGGAACACAAAACAUAGAAAACCCCCUUAAGAACGAUUGUAGAAGUCGUAACACAACACACAGAGAGCCGCAAGGAGUGUAGUGGAAAGUAUACAGCUAUCGUAAGAAAGUCAGCAAGCGAGCAAACAAAAGAAAAAUAACAAAGUAACAACAAAACAUAAAAUCAGAAAAUUGUAUAUUUUUUAUACUCCUUAUAUAAGAGGUGGGAUUAUUGAUAGUAGCAAACAAGAUGCAGAAGAUACAAAACAUAGCGAAACAGACAAAGUCACAACAGAGCCAUCACAGCAAGACGAAGCUAGAUCAACGUGUAGCGUAACUACAAAUGAGGGUAGGGUGUACAAUGAUAGAAACGAUGAUAGUCCAUUGGUGGAAUGGCAGUGCUUGCGCGGAGCGGCCGAAAUUUAGCAAAAAUUGCCAUAACUAUUUAACGUUUAGUAUUCAGUACCAUGUUAGUGCCGCCGACGGGGCGACGAACCAUAUGAUGUUUGGUAGGGAACGGCUUGACGGAAGAAUGGAAUCUCCGCACAACCGUACAAACGCAGUUGUUUUGCAAACUCUUCGAUCCUCCGACCGGGCGAUGAUCAGACGAGCAUUAAUUUCGUGUUAUCGUGAACCCGUGCAGGACGACGAUCUAAAACGAAUAGACUACAACAGAAAUAUUCUCGUUCGAUGCAUUUAACGAGCCAUCAAUCGUCCUGGCUAAGUUUUUGAACCAGCUCGCGUUGGAAUGAGCACACAAACAACCGGAUCCUGCACCCCCGACCGGAACCCGAACACUAGUCUCAGCCUUACAAUAAACCAAUAAUGCGAAGUAAGCAAAGCGUUACUUUCGUUUUCAUUUGUAACGCCUGUCCUGUGCGAAAUAUGUAUCCUUGUAAUUGAAAACAAAAAAGGGUAACUGAUCACUAGUACACGGCAUAGGGCCAGCAAAAACGAUAACAUGUUACCAAAGAUUGCGGAAAAAAAUGCCACAGAAUCAACCAGAUUUCACACCAGGACAUCCGGUGGCGGUGUAGUAGUGCUUUAAAUGAAACGAAAAGGGGAAAACCCCAUAACACGCAGCAAACCAACGUGAAGAGCUGCAGGACGAGAAAAGCGUCAGGCGAGCAACAAAAAAAGGAAAUAGAAAAGCGAGCAAACGUGAAGGUGUUAUGCACGAUUUUCAACGAUAAACGAAAUCGUUAACAGCAUAACGUGCUAACAUAAUUAAUAUUGUUUGCCGAAACGGAAAAACACAAACAUACACACUUACAAGCAUACACAAGGAAUUAUUGUAUUUAGCACUUUCUUGGGCACGUGACUAUGGCCAGAAGUGUUGCAAUUCACAUACACUCCAGGCUCAACCUCGAUCCCUAUCUCUCUUUCUCUCCCCUCUCUUUCUCAUUCUCUGUUUCUUGAUCGUUCGUCCUUCCGGAGUACGUAAACUGUUUGUGUAAUCGGUAUCUGUCUUUUUUUUACAUUAUAUUGUUCCGUGCGCGUCAUUAACGAAUACACACACACACACACAAACAACCAAACACAUAUAUGAAUAUAUUAUAAUACACUAACACGUUACAAGCAUGAGCGGUCCGUGGCGAGGCGACGAAAACCCCCCGUUGGCGUGUGGAUUUAGCGAACAUCCUCAUUUCCUCGAUCUUCUCACAUGUCGCGGCUCUGCAGAAGUGCGUUAGGUGGUUUGAAUCGGAUUUCCGUUUUCGUCCUCCAGCGCAUUUCAACCGAUCAUCGCGCAAAACCCUUGUAGCAGGCGCAAAGCCCUGAGAAAACUACUUCCACGCUAGGGCAGAUCGCGUAUGAGUCGCGGCAAAAAGAGAAACAUCCAUUAGCUCGUAUUUAUGGGAGGGUCUUGCACAGAUCCUGGGUUUUCUUAGCGGCAAGGAAAGCGCCUUUUCCAGCCAUUCUCCACUAUUCAGAAAGCACACAUUCUCAUUCUCGAAAUCUCGACAUGUGUCAAUACCGCUGCUUCGAGGCGUUAAGCGAAGGGCGCGUCCUUCGACAGCGCAAGUCCACAAAACCGAACUAAUGUUGUGCCGCAAAGCCCGAGCAGACAUAUAGAUGACUAGGAGGAGGUAGAUAGCGACCGCACGGCUGCCGGUGGUGACGAUUUCCCGCCAUGGCCAGUGCCAGUGGGAUUCAAUCGCACGUGUACCGGGUCCGCAAUAACCCGACCGCAUUAGCAGACAGUGUAUAUGAUGUUCUGAUUUCAAUAAAGUAUAACUGAA